Molecule: messenger RNA, 4544 nt
Organism: Bemisia tabaci
Lineage: Eukaryota; Metazoa; Arthropoda; Insecta; Hemiptera; Aleyrodidae
Gene: bru3
Product: CUGBP Elav-like family member bruno 3
Molecular function (GO): RNA binding
Source: RefSeq, a predicted model, not a curated record
UCAACACAGUUCCGCAUUUUAAACCGGCAACCUUUUUUAGAUUUUUGAUAAGUUUGUUAAGUGUUUAAGAAGAAUUAUUUUCGAUUUUGUUUCCGUUGUCCCCUCUCUCACUCCCCCCGAAUUUGUUUUGGUGUUUUUUUCUCGCUGGUUUUGGUGUCUGCCCCUCCCCCGUCGUGGUGUUUGGUGUUCUGUUCGGCUCCACGUUUUCCCGCGGUUUCGCAUCGUACUCAUAACAGUGUCCCGAGUUGAAUUUUUUCGAGUUUAAAUUUGGUUUUCUCUGUUGUUGCCCGACGACCGGCCUGGAAGUCGCGGUUCAUGUUGUUACGCUGUUGAAGUUCGCUAAGAUAUUAUUUUCUCGACUCGUUCAGGUGUUCAGAGUGUAAUUUUUUUUAUUUGUUGGAAAGUUGUACGGGUCUCCUCCAAAAAAGAUUUACAGGCCUAUACCUCAAGUGUCUUGUCUAACUGGAUGAGUCUCCCGCCAUUUUUCGAAUCGAACUAAAAUGAACUAAACAUUUUUACGACCUCUCAGACUUUUCCCCGAAAGGGAUGAUCGAGUUGACGAGAACUUGUGAGUAAGCUCUGGACUUUGGUCUGCGAGUGGACACUUUCUAUCGGAUUGUACUACUUCAGAGAAUAUCGUAACCGUAGUGCGUUUACCUUGAAGUACAAAGCUUAGUUACUUAUUUAGUGUAGAGUAGUAAGUUUUCGAGUUCGCACCGGUCUCGUGUUGGACGCCGCGUGAUCUGGAGCUUCUCUGCGUGGAUUUCCGUCGCCGCCAAAAUUGCAACGUUCAGCCUCACAGAAGCCUCGGAUCCCCUUUAUGAUCCCGAAGGUUGCGCUUUCCUGACGUACGCGAGCAAGGAGAGUGCUGCGGUCGCCCAGCGGGAGCUCCAUGAGAAAAGGACAUUGCCUGGGAUGAGCCGUCCUAUACAAGUGAAGCCAGCCGACAACGAAAAUAGAGGAGAACGGAAGCUUUUUGCUGGGAUGCUCAGUAAACAACAAACAGAGGAAGAUGUCAAACAGUUAUUUGCACCUUACGGAACAAUAGAAGAGUGUACUAUUCUUCGAGGUCAAGACGGAUCUAGUAAAGGUUGUGCUUUCGUCAAGUUUAGCUCACAUUUAGAAGCACAAGCAGCUAUCAACUCUCUUCACGGCAGUCAGACUAUGCCUGGAGCCUCCUCUAGUCUGGUAGUGAAAUUUGCAGACACGGACAAAGAGAGACAGCUACGACGCAUGCAGCAAAUGAGUGGAAACAUGCAGUUGCUCAACCCCUACGUAUUCAACCAGUUCGGAGCUGCCUACGGCGCCUUCGCACAGGAUAGUAUUCAAACUCAUCCCGUGGCUUAUGUCUUAAUGACCGAGUCACGGGAAACAUCCACGACCCACAAUCAAGAUGCAACAACCAAGCAGCAAGCAGCGCUGAUGGCAGCAGCACAGAAUUCGUAUCUGAAUCCAAUGACAGUCCUGACUCAUGCCACACUCAACGGAGUUGGCAACCCAGUUGUUCCUCCUACAACAGUUGCAACUGGUGGAGCACAAGCUGUCAAUGGAACUCUUCCCAGUUUGCCAUCGCCGACAAUCCCUAAUUUUGGCAUCACUGCACAAACGCCAAAUGGGACACCUACUGCAGCGACCGAAUCUGUUUAUACAAAUGGUUUACCUCAAACAUACCCGGCUCAUGCCCUUCACCUCUCUAUACCGACUGCAGGGUUGACGAAUGGGGAUACAGCUGCACUUCAGCAUGCUGCCUUCACAGGAAUCCAGCCCGCUGCCUACCCUAGUGUUCCGGCAUACUCAGCGGUCUACAGUCAGUAUCCUCAGGCGAUUGCCCAACCAUUACCAACAGUGUCUGCUUCUCAGAGAGAAGUGUGCUGUUUCCCAGGUUGUUCAAUUUCUGGCCCAGAAGGAUGCAAUUUAUUUAUAUAUCAUCUACCUCAGGAAUUCGGUGAUGCUGAAUUAAUGCAAAUGUUCCUGCCUUUUGGAAAUGUCAUUAGUUCUAAAGUAUUUAUUGAUAGAGCCACAAAUCAAAGUAAAUGUUUUGGUUUUGUGUCGUUUGACAACGCAACAAGCGCUCAAGCUGCCAUUCAAGCCAUGAACGGGUUCCAAAUCGGAAUGAAACGGUUGAAGGUCCAGUUAAAACGUCCAAAAGAUGCCAACAGGCCUUACUAAUUUCAUAUUUUGCGCAGUUAUAGAAGAGUUGAUCAGAUGGGCUCUUCAUGACAUUAUGGAAAGAAAACAGUGGUGAAUAGUACAUAGUUCACCAGAUCAUCAUCACCCAGGCUGGAGAUCAACUUAGGAAUAGUAACCAUGGCAGUUUUUUUCCUGACCAACAAACGGAAGUGGUAAAAAACCUAAAUAAUCCACUUUUACGGAGGACAGGGUGGGCUGUCAGUGUUUCUAGUCAUUUCACUUGACAUUUAUCUAGUCUUUAGCAUUUACAAAUCUUUUUAAACUGUAAUAUCAUCUUGCCAAAAAUUGUCUUUACAUGGAAUCGUUAUUUUAAUUAUUUUGAAAAGGAGGGGAUAAAAUAAUUUUUUUUUUUUUUUUUGUUUAAUCGAAAUAAUGGGCAAUAUUAGACUUUGUCUUGAAUUUGCAUACACUUCUUUGCUCUGAAUUCUGCAUAAAAAAUGUUGUGUCUUUUCUUCUCUUUUUAGUUUGAGUAUUGAUCAAAAUAAUUUUAUAUUUUAGAGCCCGAUAGUGAAAGGUAAUAAAGAAAAAUAUGUGUGUUCCAUGUAAAACUGAACUUAUCCAUCAUAACAUUUCUACAAAAUUUGCCUAUUUAUCUGCUUUUUAUAAGAAUCUAUUUCUAAUAAGAGUAGUCUCGACCUUGCUCCUAUUGUUUUAUUAGUUUUUUUGUUGGUUUUUAUUAUUUUUAUUCAAUAUCUUUUUUUUUGCAAGUUCCUCUGAUCUGAAGACAAUUAUGCGCACAAAAUGGUUUGAUGAACGUUUUAUCUCAAACGUCUGUUGAGUUUCCUCGGAAAAAAUCUCUUAAAAUUGAAAGUUUAUUUUUACUAACUGUGUUUUCAGUCAAAGUUAAAAGGAAGCCUGUUCGUUAUUCAAUGUUUGAAUAUACGAGCCUGAUCACAGCUUGCUGCUCUAGGAGAAAUUUAAUCAUAAUGUGACCUUCAUGCCAAUUAAUUUACUUGUACUGUCGAUGCAUUUUUAAAAAUUGAAAAUAUUAUUUAUUUACUUAGAUCAAUUUAGUAUUCUUUCCACUUUACAAAUUUUUAAAACUAUUUCUAGUCAAUAAAACAUAUUUUUAUUCCCUUAAGAAAUUAUAUUUAGAGAAAUUACUUGUAAAAUAAAACUAUAACAUUAAGACCUGUAAGGUAUUCAAACCAACUAUCGUACUAAACUCAUUCCUUUAUCCCGAGCUGUGUAUAGUUAUUUUAGUACGAGUGCAUAUUAUGAUAUAGUCCUGAACUUAUCUAAAAGUGUUUUAUCAUUGAAACAUUUGUACAUAAUUUCCUGGUUUUAAAUGUGCUUUUUAUUUACUCUUUCCAAAUUUUUACUCAUCAUCAAACAAGGUCUCCAGAAAUUUUCUUACCUUCCACUUUCUGACAUGUCACAAGAAAAGCUACAUAGUUACAAUUUUUCUCAUCUGAGUCAUUCAUAUAAAUGAAUGCAUCCAAAGAAUAGGUCUCAUAAACAGCACAUAUGUAUCAUUUAUCAAAUGUUUGAAUGACUUGUACCACAAUUUGACAAGCAACCCAGGAUUUGUAUUACCUUGCUCACUUAAUUAGAUAUUGAUCAUUUUUGGUGUCUUUUAUUGGUAGAUAAGGUGUCUUCUCAAAAAAUUCUUGAUCCAGGGAACUCAUCUUGACGUAAACUUUUACAUUCCCGAUCAUGUGAAAAAGAUAUGAAUAGAGGAGGCACAUCAGAACUCUAGAUGAGGAAAAAUUGAAGCUAUGCAUUGCAGAUGUUAAUGUUACACUUCCAUCCAUCUUGAAGAAAAUUGCACAAUCUUUGAAAGGUUUAUAGGCUCUUGCAAACGAGCACUUGGAGGUAAUUUUUUUUCAGCAGUUGAAUGUUUAUUCCUGAAAGUGUAUAUACUUACUUCAGUAAUUACGAGCUUAUGUAUUGCCUACUUGUUAAUGUUAAAAUGACAGAAGUAUAAAAUCUUCGCAACUAUUUCUGCUACAUUAUUUUGAAGUGCAGGUGAAAUUUUUAAUCUCACCUCCCCAAAUAACUAUUUAAGUAAUCCCAACCUUUGUCGCUAUGCUUUAAAAAGAACCAUAGAGUAAAGAAAGGAAAGAAAUGAAUUGUUACAUGUUCUUGGAAUUACUCAGAGCGAGAUUGAGAAAGAUUUGCUUCUCUCUCUGCUCGUAAGACAACAUUCAAGUGAUAUUUUUGGAAUUAUGUAUUCAUAUUUCUGUGACUUUUUUUCCCUGGUCCAUGCAUUAACUGCAUUAUUCAGUUCUUUCUUUAUCUUGUUACUGGGAUUAGAAGAGUCAGCGCUGGCAUAAGGCAAGUGUUGGAUUUUUUCAAUUCAUUUCGUGUUUAUUUGUGUUACCUUUUUUUGUCACCUGAUACGGAGUGCAAAA